AUGACCGCCAUCGCUAUGACUUGCUCAUAUUUCAUUUUAUUUUUGUUCAGUUUAGCACCACUAUCUGCUUUUUAUACAGUCCAAGGCCACACUACACCUGCUACUACAACAGAAACAUUUCCAACACACAGCUGUGUGCCGGUUAUUCCAAGUCCUAAAGGCGCUGUUCUAACGAUAAAAGUUCGUUUAGUGAAUGGUGGUCAUGUCCAAACACGCAUAGGCGAGAAUUCUUGUGUAGGCUGGCUAAAUAUCAGUGGAGAAAACUGGAGCCAAAAAGAAGCAGACUUGGUGUGUCGUAAGUUGAAUUAUAGCAAAUCCGCAUCACUUCAUAGACGAAAUAAUACAUUUACUGGAACUUACAAGCUACAAUGCCCAGAUUAUGCAACAACUAUUGAAAAUUGUACUAUCAAAUGGUGUUUGUUUCACGAAGCCAAGACACAAGUAACUGUCAACUGCAUCAAUUAUACAACUCAAGCUAGCACAAAAGACAGCUUUUUAUCAGCAACUGCAACCACAACUACAGUAACAACGGCGAGUGGAGCUUCAAAACCAAUAAAUCCAACCACAAAGGAAAGAGGUACAGCUGGACCAAAGUUGUUUCUGAACGAAAUGAUUAAUGAGUUCACUAGAAAAGUCAGAAAAAUGAGAGUCGAAGAUUCAAACAUGCUGGAGAAUUUUUUCAGUACAACUUCAAUUGUGAUGGAAAGUCUUAAGAGGAAUAAAGGAGUAAAAGCCAAUGUUAUGAAAAUAGCUGAACCAAUGGAAAAGUUUGGUACGAGGUGGGCAAGACAUAAUUUGAAGAAUUUAAAGAUUGGUAAGAUGUCUAGGAAGAUAAUGGGAUUAGUGUUUGAGAUGAAUAGAGUUGCCACUAAACGAAGAAUCGUGUUUCCAUCUGAUAGUGAACAAAGCGAUAUGUCAACUACGAUUGAACUUCCUGGCUCGCUAUUUGACGGAACAGAUCGCUGUGUGGUCAAUGCCCUUUUCUCGGAUAUGACUGAAAACAUACCCGAUGUAACAGAUAAUGGCAACAUCACACAUAAAAUAAUCAGUCCCGUGAUAUCGACUACAUUGGACCCCAAACCUGAAAACGUCUUAGAAGAUAACGUGACGAUAGUUUUGAAGCAUUUAAAGAAACCAUCUCAAUACAGUCCGAAGUGUGUCUUUUGGAAAGUGGCAAGGUAA
Exaiptasia diaphana is the source of this 1182-nucleotide messenger RNA. RefSeq lists its product as uncharacterized. The transcript has 10 exons. The record is from RefSeq and is a predicted model, not a curated record. Bases 1 to 1182 code for a protein of 393 amino acids. Lineage: Eukaryota; Metazoa; Cnidaria; Anthozoa; Actiniaria; Aiptasiidae. Gene Ontology annotation, cellular component: membrane.